AUGUCUGAUCCCGUUAUCAAGGAAAUUCCUAUCCGCAUUAACGGGCCGCCCCUUCUGAUGGUCCAACAACCAACAGUCCAAAAAUACAGCACAAUAUCACAAACACGACUUAAGCCCGCUAGCGGUGUCCUGGAAAUGGACAUACCAACUGACACCUCACGUUUUUACGAUGAGAGCAAAGCUUCCAAAUGGGGAGGCACUAACUACCAAACGCUAAAGGGAGUGCUAGUGGACGGAAACGGAUAUUAUGUAGGGCGUGUGUCUGAAGGAGAACUCCAUCUCAGCCCUGUUACGAAGACAUGCCAGCUGAGACCCUCGUUCAAGUACAUUGACGAAAUGAAGGCUCGCAAACAGCAGAAAGAAAAAGAAUUGAAUAAACAGUUGGACGAACAUAUGAUGUCGGAGGACAAGAAGAAGGCGCACGUGGUGCAGAUGACAGCAAAAUCUACAAACGAAAAUGCUCUCAGACUCGGAGGCGCUUUGGUGAGCAAAAAGCUGGAAGACGAGGAAGAUUGGGUGGUGUAUGAGUAUAAAAGAAGUGUACAGUAAUUUAAGAAUCAAUUCAUAGCUAGCUGUUUAUUUUCCCAACUCAACAACCUUCUCAGCGGCCUCGUCAAGGUCCUCGAACAAGUACAACUUCAAGCCGGACUCGCUGAUGAGUUCCUUGGCGAUGUCAAGGUUGGUACCUUGCAAUCUAACAACGACAGGAAUGGUCAAAGACAGGUUCUUGGUGGCAGCAAUCAGACCCUCGGCAACGUAGUCACAUCUAACAAUACCUCCGAAGAUGUUGACGAAGAUGGCCUUGACACCCUUCUCGGAGAUGAUCAGCUUGAAAGCCUCCUCAAUGGUCUCUGGAGUGGCAGUUCCACCAACAUCGAGGAAGUUAGCUGGAGAUCCACCGUACAACUGAACAACAUCCAUGGUAGCCAUAGCCAAUCCAGCACCAUUGACCAAGCAGCCGAUGUUGCCGUCCAACUUGAUGAAGUUCAGGCCAAACUUGCUGGCAUGGACCUCGUCUGGGUCCUCUUGGGUCAGAUCUCUCCAAGAGAAGACCUCCUCUUGUCUGAAAGCAGCGUUGUCGUCAAAUCCGAACUUGGCAUCCAUGCACAUCACCUCGUGGUCGACCGUUUCCGUCAAUGGGUUGAUCUCAAUCUGAGUGGCAUCUUUGUCCUUGAAAAUCUGGUAGAGUUUUUUGAUGGUAUCGGCAGCCUUUGGAACUGCCUCUGGAGAGAAUUUAAGUCCGGAGGCAAUUUGCUUGGCCAGCUCGUCGCUAAUGCCUUGGUUGUAGUCCACAGGGUACUUCUUGAUGGCGUCAGGGUUCUCCUUGGCAACACCCUCAAUAUCGACACCACCCUCCGAUGAGGCCACCACCAAAGUGGACUGGUUUUUCCUGUCCAUGAUAAUAGACAGGUAAGCCUCACGCUUGGCGUAUUUUCUCUCGACAACGUAGACGGCAGUAACCUCCUUCCCGGCAGCACCAGUCUGUUUGGUGAUCAGCUUAUGGCCAAUCAUUUUGGAAGCGAGGUCCUUGGCCUCCUCUGGGGUCUCAAUGAGUCUGACACCUGACUUCAAGCCAUUGUCAAAAUGGCCCUUACCUCUGCCUCCCGUCAGAGCCUGGGCCUUGAUGACCAGCUCCUUGGUGCCGAGCGACUUGGCGAUCUCGUAAGCGCCCUGUGGAGUGGUAGCUGCAUCUCCCUUAGGCACGGGCACACCGUAUGAUCUGAGCAACUGAGCAGAUCUGUACUCAUGGAUGGACAAAAAUCUUCUUUGCGACUAACGCGUUAGAAAGGCAAUGGCUGACGUGGACA
Ogataea polymorpha is the source of this 1808-nucleotide messenger RNA. RefSeq lists its product as uncharacterized. Lineage: Eukaryota; Fungi; Ascomycota; Pichiomycetes; Pichiales; Pichiaceae. The transcript has a single exon. The record is from RefSeq and is a predicted model, not a curated record. Bases 1 to 549 code for a protein of 182 amino acids. Gene Ontology annotation, cellular component: RNA polymerase III complex; nucleus. Gene Ontology annotation, biological process: DNA-templated transcription.